UGGAAGAGCAUCAUGUGCUCGCCCAGGACUGCGGAGCCUGCGCUGCUGAUACUCCUGGAUGUGCUGGGGAGCUGGCCCUGUGCACAGCAUGUGCACCUCCGAUGGGGACAAAACGGGUGUCUUGGUCCUGGCUGCCACUGUGGUGAUGUGGAAGAUCCUCCAGGUUCCCUGUGUCCCACACAUGGUGACGGUGUAUUUCCCCCGCCUCUUUGUGCAUCUGCUCUUCCAAGUGUUCUUCACCACUCUGGAUAUGCCAGAGGCGGUGGAUACCUUUUGGAAGGGGUGCCAAGAGCAAUAUGACCUUGCCACCAGCCCCAACAGGUUUGCAGUGCGGACCCUGAAGUCCCUGCUCUGCCGAAUGCAGCACGAGGAUGUGGUGGUGGCGAUGGAAGCACCAGCGUGUGGCUGGGACACGCUGCUGUGUGCUGACACCCACCACUAUGCCGUGGCUCUGCUGGCCAGGGAGAUGUCCUGUGUCUCCAUCUCCUUGUGCUCCCGCAUCGCUCGCUACCUGCUCCGGCUGCUCAGCACACAGGAGCCACGCUGGGAGCUGCCCGCCCUGGCCUUCCUUGCGGAGGUCCUCAAGUUCCUGGACUUGAGUGAACGCGGUGCUAAGAGAGUCCUGCAAAUCUUGUCAAGGCACCUGCGGAGCGAGUGCAGGGAGAGGCGUCGCCUGGCACUCAGGGCCCUUCUCGAGUUCACUGACGAGCCCUCCAUGACCAAAAAAAUGUGGAGCCUGACUGAAAGCCUUGUGGAGCUCCUGCAGGACACAGAUGGAGAGAUAGUUUGCAUGACGGUCAUGCUACUCAGCUUUAUUAUCUUGGACAAUGACACGCUGAUAGCCGGCCCCAUCACACUGCAGCUGGUUGAGGCGCUCCUGCCACUCUUUGACCACGACAAUAACCAGGUGCAGGUGCUCUCCAUACUCCUCUUCCGAACAUUGGUGACUCUUCCACAGAAAAAGGAAAAAAAGGCCCUGAAGACACCCCUGUGCCAGAGCCUGCUGCCACUCUUCUUCCACUGCCAUGAUGAGAAUCGGCUUGUGGCACAGGUUUCUCAGGAAACGCUGCUUUGUGUGGCCGAGUUCCUGAAGAGGAGGGAUCUUGAAAAACAGUUGAAGAACAAGAAGCUGUGGAAGUUCACCGAGUGCCUGGUAAGGACGGCCUGGAAGCCCCAGCCUCAGCCUGGAGAAGCCCCCUGA
This is a messenger RNA of Passer domesticus (house sparrow), 1201 nucleotides long. RefSeq lists its product as uncharacterized. The record is from RefSeq and is a predicted model, not a curated record. Gene Ontology annotation, cellular component: cytoplasm. The transcript is spliced from 8 exons. The coding region runs from base 59 to 1201 and encodes 380 amino acids. NCBI's taxonomy places the organism in Eukaryota, Metazoa, Chordata, Aves, Passeriformes, Passeridae.